UCCGCGCGGCAAACGGAGAUCGAGCGGAUGGAGGCGGACAUCCGCAAGCUCUCGAAGCGCCAGUCCGGCGAGGACUCGGACGAGGAGCGGCGGCGCAAGAAGGGGAAGAGCAAGUCGUAUCUCGAGGAGGAGCUCGCGAAGUACGCGAAGAACCGGGGUGUCGGGAAGAAGGGGAGGAAGAACGACGAUGCGAAUGUGCUUGCUGCGCUGAACAGUUUUAGGGGGAUGUUGCAGGCGAGCGCGUCAUCGUGGCGGGAUGCGGAGGACGAUGAAGAAGGCGCGGGGAUGGACGUGGACGACGCACAGCCGAAGGAGGGUGGGGGAGAGGAGGACGCGGGGGUGGAGGUGGACGACGAUCGCGGGUUUUUGAAUCAUGCGCUGCAUUUUGCAAAGGACGAUGGGGAGGAGACGAGGAAGGCGGAGCGGGACUAUGAGGUGAUUGAUCCGCGGCAGAGG
Coniophora puteana RWD-64-598 SS2 is the source of this 456-nucleotide messenger RNA. RefSeq lists its product as uncharacterized. Lineage: Eukaryota; Fungi; Basidiomycota; Agaricomycetes; Boletales; Coniophoraceae. The annotation marks the transcript as partial. The transcript is spliced from 2 exons. The record is from RefSeq and is a predicted model, not a curated record.